Tripterygium wilfordii is the source of this 2161-nucleotide messenger RNA. RefSeq names its product chaperonin CPN60-2, mitochondrial. NCBI's taxonomy places the organism in Eukaryota, Viridiplantae, Streptophyta, Magnoliopsida, Celastrales, Celastraceae. Bases 158 to 1885 code for a protein of 575 amino acids. The transcript is spliced from 18 exons. The record is from RefSeq and is a predicted model, not a curated record. Gene Ontology annotation, biological process: protein refolding. Gene Ontology annotation, molecular function: ATP binding; ATP-dependent protein folding chaperone. Gene Ontology annotation, cellular component: mitochondrion; cytosol.
GGUGUGCUUCUAGAGCCUUCAUUCUCUCUUGAAAAACACCCGCGCUCUCCGUAUUCCGUCCUGUUUCAGCUAGUCUUUCGUCGCCGCGUCUCGCUCGCUCGCUCGCUCUCUCUCUUUAUUUGCUUCUUUGCUUUGACUUCUAUUAACAGUCUCCAUCAUGUACCGUCUCGCUUCAAGCCUCGCCUCCAAAUCUCGGGUUGUGAGGACCAGUGCUCAGCAGGUUGGAAGCAGGUUGAACUGUAGCAGGAACUAUGCGGCUAAAGACAUUAGAUUUGGGGUAGAGGCACGUGCCUUGAUGCUAAGAGGCGUUGAAGAGCUCGCUGAUGCCGUUAAAGUCACAAUGGGUCCCAAGGGGCGUAAUGUGGUUAUUGAACAAAGCUAUGGUGCCCCAAAAGUGACCAAGGAUGGUGUAACUGUUGCAAAGAGUAUUGAGUUCAAAGAUAGGGUCAAGAACAUUGGUGCUAGCCUAGUGAAACAGGUGGCCAAUGCAACCAAUGAUGUUGCUGGCGAUGGGACAACAUGUGCUACGGUCCUCACAAAAGCAAUAUUUGCCGAAGGGUGCAAGUCAGUUGCUGCUGGGAUGAAUGCAAUGGACCUUAGACGUGGUAUCACUAUGGCAGUUGAUUCUGUUGUCACAAACUUGAAGAGCAGGGCGAGGAUGAUCAGCACUUCCGAAGAAAUAGCUCAGGUUGGUACUAUAUCGGCAAAUGGAGAGAGGGAAAUUGGUGAGUUGAUUGCCAAGGCCAUGGAGAAAGUUGGCAAAGAGGGAGUUAUCACAAUUCAAGAUGGGAAGACAUUAUUUAACGAGUUAGAAGUUGUUGAGGGGAUGAAGUUGGACAGGGGAUACAUCUCUCCUUAUUUCAUUACCAACCAAAAGAAUCAAAAAUGUGAAUUAGAAGAUCCUCUAGUUCUGAUCCAUGAGAAGAAAAUCUCAAGCAUAAAUGCCGUGGUGAAAGUACUAGAGUUGGCAUUGAAGAAACAAAGGCCUUUGUUGAUUGUUGCUGAAGAUGUUGAGAGUGAUGCCCUAGCAACUCUAAUUCUCAACAAACUGCGUGCUGGAAUCAAGAUCUGUGCUAUCAAAGCCCCUGGGUUUGGAGAGAACAGGAAGGCCAAUUUGCAAGAUCUUGCAGUUCUCACUGGGGGAGAGCUUAUAACUGAGGAGCUCGGUAUGAAUCUUGAAAAGGUGGAUCUGGAUAUGCUUGGGUCUUGCAAAAAGGUUACAGUUUCAAAAGAUGAUACUGUUGUUCUUGAUGGCGUUGGUGAUAAGAAGGCCAUUGAGGAAAGAUGCGAGCAGAUCAGGGCUGCAAUUGAAUCGAGCACAUCCGACUAUGACAAGGAGAAAUUGCAAGAUAGAUUGGCAAAACUCUCAGGAGGUGUUGCUGUAUUGAAGAUUGGAGGAGCUAGUGAAACCGAAGUUGGUGAGAAGAAAGACAGAGUUACAGAUGCCUUAAAUGCCACAAAGGCGGCAGUCGAAGAGGGUAUAGUACCAGGUGGAGGUGUUGCUCUUCUUUAUGCAUCAAAAGAGUUGGAUAAGCUGCCAACUGCGAACUUUGAUCAGAAGAUUGGUGUUCAAAUUAUUCAGAAUGCACUCAAGACACCUGUUUACACAAUUGCGGCAAAUGCUGGAGUAGAGGGAGCAGUUGUUGUUGGCAAGCUGCUGGAGCAGGAUAACCCUGAUCUUGGAUAUGACGCUGCCAAAGGUGAAUAUGUCGAUAUGGUCAAAUCGGGCAUCAUCGACCCAGUGAAAGUCAUUAGGACAGCUUUGGUCGAUGCAGCUAGUGUGUCCUCUUUGAUGACAACAACUGAAGCUGUCGUAUCUGAACUUCCAAAGGAUGAGAAGGAAGUUCCAGCAAUGGGCGGUGGCAUGGGCGGCAUGGAUUAUUGAGUUCCUUCCUCCCUAGACACAAAUAAUAAUAACAGUUGCCUUAAAAGGAAAAGAGCCGUGAAGUCCACAGUUGCCCCUUGAUUUAUUUUUGAUAUGUAGGCAGGUCAUGUAUUUUGUUAUUUACGAAUGAGUUAUUUUUCAAAUGUGGUAGGAAAUUUAGGAUCAAACCAUCUUGAAUGGUUGCGUGAGAAAAAUUGGCAUUUGUAGGGUAAUGAAAACUGGUCAAUAAGACUUUUUUGCCCUGCAAUCGAGAGGUUAUCGGUUCAUGAAUUGGUU